Xylaria bambusicola is the source of this 1523-nucleotide messenger RNA. RefSeq names its product phosphoglycerate mutase-like protein. Gene Ontology annotation, molecular function: phosphatase activity. The transcript has 2 exons. The record is from RefSeq and is a predicted model, not a curated record. Gene Ontology annotation, cellular component: cytoplasm. Bases 415 to 1218 code for a protein of 267 amino acids. Lineage: Eukaryota; Fungi; Ascomycota; Sordariomycetes; Xylariales; Xylariaceae.
ACUACACCGUAGAACCUUACCUUGUAACGAUCGUAUCCACUGCCUUCGACGUACUUGUUUGAUCAAGCGUUGAACAAGGGGUAAGAUGAUCCGACCUUUUAGAUAAUGAGUCUCCACUUCACGUGGGUUCUUUGUCACCCCAGGAAAGCGUCUUCGCACCGACUUCGUGAUCCACCAUGGGGAAUGCUGUACCGUAGUCUGUCGGGUUUUCAUAUAAGCCUUACUCGGAGCUGCUGAUUGUUUCUUCGUUGCCCGAAGUCUGACCACGCCGCUUACCCCUAAAGUUUGCAUUAAAAAAAAAGGACAGGCCUAACUGUUCUUUCAAUCUAACAAGUCUGCUUGUUCAUCAGAAAAGCUAGUCUUUUGCCUUAGCGUUACGUGCAGUGGUGAAGUGGCUUGAAACAGACCAUCAAAAUGGCACCCGUCAUCCACCUAGUUCGCCACGCGCAGGGCUACCACAAUCUGAGUCUCGAGAAUCAAUGGAUCCACGACCCCGAUCUAACAGAGUUUGGUAAGCAGCAGUGCGAGGAUCUAUGCAAGGCCUUCCCAUACCACGAUAAGAUUACACACCUUGUCGCCUCGCCGAUCCGCCGGACUAUAUUCACGUGCCAGUUCUCCUUUGCGCCGGCCGUGAAGGCGGGUAAGAAGAUUGUAGCACUCCAGGAUGCGCAAGAGGUUUCGUUGUAUGCAUGUGACAUCGGCAGCGACGUCGAGGUUUUGAAGAAGGAGUUCGGCGACCUCGUUGACUUCUCCUCUGUUACGGACGACUGGAACCAGAAGACGAAGGACUCAAAAUACUAUCCCGAUCCGCGGAAGCUGGAGGCCCGGGCCCGCGAUGCGAGAUUAUGGCUCCGAGAUCUCGUCAAGAAAGCCGGUGAUGACGCACAUGUGGCUUUGGUCACACAUGGCGGGAUCUUGCAUUUCCUUACAGAGGAUUGGUCCGGUAUAGAUCCCGGACGCGGAACUGGUUGGCACAACACUGAGUACCGCUCCUACGAGUUCGCAGAUGAGACCGGAGCAGAUCCAAAUGCGAGUUUGAGGGAGCUUCCGGAGAGUCUUCGUCGCAGAAAGGGAUCCGAAACCCCUUACACUGACGACGAGAAGAGAGAAAUGCGUGCUGCGUACGAAAAGAUCUUGAACCAUGAUAUCAAGGACUGCGUUGAGAAACUCGCCAAGGCGGCGGCCAACGGCGAAACAAAUGGUACUAAUAAAGCCUGAGACUAAAGGAAUAGAGAGAUAGACAGAGGGAUCCUCGGAUUACGCCUCUCCUUGAGGAUAGACAGAUUUAGAGUUAUAGAGGCAUUCAUGAUCUUCGUAAAUAGAGUAAAGACUAAGCACGAAGACUUUGUUUCACUACCGUUUUUGUCAGUCAACAAUCCCCAAAUAAACGAAGGGCCUUUUCCCGCUUUGGAUUGCGCAUGUUCCUCGGCGAAUCUCAAUCUGUUACGGUGAGGAUACAAAGACAGCAUCUUUGACCUUCGUGGUCAAUCAUGCGGAUAUCCGGCCAUCAGCCGUAGUCUACA